This is a messenger RNA of Ciona intestinalis (vase tunicate), 738 nucleotides long. RefSeq lists its product as uncharacterized. Gene Ontology annotation, molecular function: heme oxygenase (decyclizing) activity. Gene Ontology annotation, biological process: heme oxidation. Lineage: Eukaryota; Metazoa; Chordata; Ascidiacea; Phlebobranchia; Cionidae. The record is from RefSeq and is a predicted model, not a curated record.
AUGUCUCAGCAAAGCUUUUGCGAUGAAUUAAGAGAAAAGUCUAGCAAGGCUCAUGCAAAAUCGGAUAAAUUAAUGAAUGUAAAGCUUGCUGUGGCUCUCACAGACACCUCACUUUAUAGUCAAGUCCUUGGCGAUUUUUACGCCGUCUUUAAUGCAAUUGAAAAUGGAAUUAUAGAAAAUGAAGAAAAUGAAUACAUAAAGCAGCUAUGGCAUCCAGCAUUUGGAAGAGUGAGCUUCUUUGAAAGGGAUCUGGAAUUUUAUCUUGGUUCACAAUGGAAAAGACUUCUUACACCCAGUGAUGCUGCUAUGGAAUAUGUUUCUCAUAUUGAAGAUAUUACAGAAAAUGAACCAAUACUACUUGUUGCUUAUGUACAUACAAUGUACUUGGCAAUAUUUAGUGGUGGUUUCAUUUUGAAAAAAAUAAUUAAAACUACUUUGAAUUUAAACGAGUCUGAAGGUGUCAAUAUAUUUGACACAGCAGAAGGAGAGUCUCGGUUGAAGUUAAAACAACUUAUCAAGACGAGAAUCAAUGCCAUGGAUUUUGAUAGAAGUACAAAGGAUUUGAUUAUUCAAGAAAAACUUGAUAUUUUUGCUAAAAAUAAUCAAAUUGUUUCCAAUCUCAAACCUAAAAUAAGCUCAUUUAAACGUUUGUUGUUGUUAGUUUGUUUGGUUCUUGUUGUUCUUUGUGUUUUGGGGUAUGCAUUGUUAAAAAUGUUUCGGUUUGUUUGGGAUAGGUAA